AUGCCUUCUGCUACAGGAAACAAGCGCGUUAAGGGAGUCUCGGUCUUCCGGCCAUUCAUCUUCGGUAGCGAAGCGCAACUCUUUGAUCCCGAGAAGAAACCCGCGAACGCGCCUCCAGAUCACACCCACCAAUGGCGUGUUUUCGUCAAAGGCGUCAACGACGAGGAUAUCUCCUACUGGCUCAAGAAAGUCCAGUUCAAGCUUCACGAAACCUACGCUCAAGCCGUCCGCACCAUCGAGCAACCCCCUUUUGAAGUCGUCGAAACCGGCUGGGGGGAAUUCGAAAUCCAGAUCAAGCUAUACUUCCUCCCUGAGUCGGGCGAAAAGCCGCAGACCCUAUGGCAUAGUCUGAAGCUACACCCCUAUGGACCCGACGCGGAAGGUAUGAAGGAGCGCCGAGAGGUGGUUGUCAGCCAGAACUAUGAGGAGGUUAUAUUCAACGAGCCCGUCGAGCCGUUUUACGAAAUGUUGACGGGAGGCGCGCCCACGGGCCCGGUGUCUAAGGGCAAGGGUAAGAACUCCAAACAAAAUGCUGGGCGUACGGCAGAGAUUCCGUUGAGUGAUACGCCCAAGAAUCCGUACAGUCGUGCGACAGAGGGUAAGGAGCUUGAUCGGAUGGCCGAGGCAAUGCAGACAGUUGAUCAGAUGAUCAAGGAAGAGAAGGAGCGGCUGGUUGACCGGGAGAAAUAUUUGGCUGAGCUUCGUGAAAGCGAAGGGGUCCCGGCCAUCACGAAGAAGAGAUGA
Molecule: messenger RNA, 744 nt
Organism: Penicillium macrosclerotiorum
Lineage: Eukaryota; Fungi; Ascomycota; Eurotiomycetes; Eurotiales; Aspergillaceae
Gene: yaf9
Product: YEATS domain-containing protein YAF9
Exons: 3
Coding region: 1-744 (247 amino acids)
Biological process (GO): regulation of DNA-templated transcription
Source: RefSeq, a predicted model, not a curated record